AUGGCGACGAGGAUGCUGGUUCUUCUGCUGAUCAUCCUGAGAGAAGCUGGCCCGACCGCAGCCUGCAGCAGCAGCUGUUCAUCAGACUGUAUCUGCAUCAACAGAAACCUCAGCAGUGUUCCUCAGGACCUGCCUACAACCAUCACGUGGCUUGUCCUGGAUCACAACGCCAUAACAAACUUAAGUCAGUCCGAUUUCGCAAGGUACAGGAGCUUGAGAAAUUUACAUCUUAGUUUCAAUCAGAUCUGCAUGAUCCAUAACGAAACUUUCCAUGACUUGACCAGCCUACGAGAGCUGUGGCUUGACAAUAACAAGUUAACUAGUCUGUCAGCUGACAUACUUGUGGGACUUGGAAACUUACAGAGGCUUGAACUUGGUAGGAAUGACAUCCACAAUAUCGAGACAGGCUCCUUCAAUGACAUAACAAAUCUGCGUAUUCUAGACCUUCAAUACAACAACAUCAGCACCAUCACAGCCGACGCCUUUGUCAAUAUUUCAGAGCUUUCAGUGCUUGAAUUAGAUUAUAACCAAUUAGAGACACUACCGCUCAUGGCAUAUGACAUACUGGCCUCCAUUUCAACAGUCAACAUUAGCAACAACCCCUGGCAGUGUGGCUGUAGGAUGGGUCCCUUUAAGCAGAGGAUGAACAGGUCUUAUCCAUUUGAAAACCAGAUCAUAUGUGCUGGACCUGCUAACCUUACAGGGCAAUACUUACAGGAUGUAAACCCUAAAGACCUGAUCUGUGAAGAGACGACAACGUCCCACAAAUAUGUGAACAGCCAUGUGACAGCAGCUGCUAAAAAUGCUGCAGCUGGUCCACGUGUUAUCGUGUAUGACAAUGAGGAGGAGGUAGCAUCUGCAAAGGAAAAUCCACAGUUCCACAAAUAUGUGAACAGCCAUGUGACAGCAGCUGCUAAAAAUGCCGCAGCUGGUCCGCGGGUUAUCAUGUAUGACAAUGAGGAGGAGAUAGCAUAUGCAAGGGAAGGUCCACAGUCCCACAGAUAUGUGAACAGCCGCGUGACAGCAGCUGCUAAAGAUGUUACAGCUGUUCCACAGAUUAUCGUGUAUGAGAAUGAUGAUGAACGAGUUGAUAACCAAUCACGGACAGCAGCUGUCCCCGGUGCUAAUAGCCGUAACAACUAUGAAUCCCUGAGGAACCCCAGUAGUAAGCAGCAGCAGCACACAUACACACCCCUGCUGCAUCAUGGUUUACAACAACAGUAA
Branchiostoma belcheri (Belcher's lancelet) is the source of this 1224-nucleotide messenger RNA. Its product is annotated as slit homolog 2 protein-like. Lineage: Eukaryota; Metazoa; Chordata; Leptocardii; Amphioxiformes; Branchiostomatidae. The transcript is spliced from 4 exons. The coding region runs from base 1 to 1224 and encodes 407 amino acids. Gene Ontology annotation, molecular function: protein binding. Gene Ontology annotation, cellular component: extracellular matrix. The record is from RefSeq and is a predicted model, not a curated record.